UUGCGCCUGCGCACUUGACUGAUGGUUUACGCUACGUACCUAAAAUCAUUUUGUGGAAAAUUUGAAGUUUGUUGUUUUAGUGACAACUUAUUCAUAAUUAUUUAUGAAAGCUUUGUGCUAAUUACCAUUCCAGGCGCGAGGCAGAAUUAUUCUGUAACAGUCGGCCUGGAUGCGUAUAGUCAGUAAGAGUUCGAGCGGUUGUACGGUAGCCAUCUUGGAUUCGAACAAAGCUUCAGAUGUGUAGUUUGUCUGUUUAUCAAUAAUUUUUGUGCAUUUUAUUGUAAAUAGUUUGUAUGUUUAGGAUAUGUACGGAACGUUCGUCCAUAUGUGUAAAUAGCUAUGGCUGCGUCAAGGAAAUUACAAGGUGAAAUAGACAGGUGUUUAAAAAAGGUCACAGAAGGGGUUGAGACAUUUGAAGACAUCUGGAAGAAAGUGCACAAUGCGACAAAUAGCAAUCAGAAGGAAAAAUAUGAGGCCGAUCUCAAGAAGGAGAUUAAAAAACUCCAGAGGCUACGGGAUCAGAUCAAGUCAUGGAUCGCCUCCGGGGAGAUUAAGGAUAAGAGUACACUUUUAGACAAUAGGAAACUAAUAGAAACGCAAAUGGAAAGAUUUAAGGUAGUAGAACGCGAAACAAAAACCAAGGCAUAUUCGAAAGAAGGUCUCGGCGCGGCGCAGAAACUGGACCCGGCGCAGAAAGAGAGAGAAGAGAUGUCCUCUUGGCUCAGUUCUUCUAUAGAUGCACUUAAUUUACAUGUUGAUUUAUUUGAGUCUGAAGUAGAGUCAUUGUUAGUGGGUAAGAAGAAACGUUUGGAUAAGGAGAAGCAGGACCGAAUGGAGGAGCUGAAGGUGAAACUGGAGAAGCACAGGUUCCAUAUAAAGAAGCUCGAGACGUUGCUGCGAAUGCUCGACAACAUGUCCGUGGAAGUCGACCAAAUAAAAAGAAUAAAAGACGAUGUUGAAUAUUACAUAUUGACAUCGUUCGAUUCAAACUACGACGAGACGGAUUGCAUAUACGACGACAUAAACGGCCUCGACGAGAUCGAACUGAGCGGAGUCGGCCUGCCCUCCUCCGCCACCACCGACAGUAACAACAGCAAUGACUCGCCCGGCUCCCCCACCAGCAUACUCUCAGGUACCAGCCCAAUUACAUCACCAGCGUUAGACAUACUAAACCAUUCAACAGAUUCUAUAGACGUGGAUAAGAAGAAGAAAGCGGAGGAACUCGUUGCCAAACCGGUGAAACCUCUCCCGCUGCGUGCGGUGAACAGCUGCGCGGUCACCAACAGCGCCAAUGUCACCUCCUUGCUCAAUCACUCCGCAGUAUCUACCAACAGUAUAAACACGACAGGGACAGGGACGGGCGCGUCGGGCACCUCCACCCCCAUCAAGCUGCCGCCGCCCAGCCCGCCGCACCCCGCGCACCCCGCGCACCUCGCGCACCCCGCGCUGCUGGCGCACCCCGCACACCCCGCGCACACGGCGCACCCUGCGCACCCCGUGCUCCUGCACCAGCGGAACAACACAGAGAUAGUGGAGAAUGGUCCAGUAUCAAUCGCACCACUACACAACGCUGUCAUCCAUCAAACACCUCUCGCUCAACCCCUACCUACGUCAAAAAGUACGUCAGCGACGCCGUCGAGCGCGAGUUCGUCGAGCGGCGCGGGCGCGGGCGCGGCCACGCCGGCGCCGCGCGAGCCCUCACCCCCGCCCGCGCCCGCGCCUGCGCCCGCCCCCGCACCAGCGCCCGCGCCCGCCUCCGCGCCCGCCCCCGCGCCCACGCUCAACGGGCCCGUCCUACUCACCAAUGCGCAUGCGCUCGCGCACACCCACCCACACCAUCAUAUCGCAGACAACGGCAUCGGCAGCCCGCCGCCGAGCGCCGCGCCCGCCGGCACCGCCUCGCUCAAGAGCAUGGCGCAGGAGGCCGUGCAGCGCGCGGGGCUCGACGCGCACCAUACACAGAACACAAGAAGAGGAACAGCAUUAUCUCAAGCACACAUCCCCCCUUUAUUAGGCGUCGCGCCUUUGGGACCCUUACCUUUAACAGCUGAGCAUCAGUUACAGUACCGAAUGAUGGAGUCAUCUUUCUACCAUAUGCCGCAUCCGUCCGACUCGGAGCGCAUGCGCAACUACCUGCCGCGCAAUAUCUGUCAGACGCCCCUCUACUACAAUCAGGUGCUGCUGCCGCACUCGGACUCUGUCGAGUUCUUCCAGCGGCUGUCGACGGAGACGCUGUUCUUCGUGUUCUACUACAUGGAGGGCACGAAGGCGCAGUACCUCGCCGCCAAGGCGCUCAAGAAGCAGAGCUGGCGCUUCCACACCAAGUACAUGAUGUGGUUCCAGAGGCACGAGGAGCCGAAGGUCAUCAAUGAGGAGUAUGAACAGGGCACGUACAUAUACUUCGACUACGAGAAGUGGGGCCAGAGGAAAAAGGAGGGCUUCACGUUCGAGUACAAGUACUUAGAGGACCGCGACUUGAACUGAGGGCGGGCCUCGUGCAGGCAGCGUGCAACGCCCGCGUCACUACCGCGCCGCACCCGCGCCGCAGCCGCGCCGCACCCGCGCCGCAACCGCGCCGCAACCGCUACCCGGUGGAAAACUAAAUUCUCUUUCAUUCCGUUAAGAGUAUUAUAUUUAUGAAUCGGCUCCUCGGUCUCUGUGAUGACCGCCGGCUGUGUGACUCGACUUUAAAAGUGAAUACAAGAUUGCACGAAAACGUCUCAACAAAAUGUUCAUAUCGAAGUAGUAUAGUGAGUGGUGUGCCGGGGGAUGACAGGGGAUGACAGGGGAUGGCAGGGGAGGGGCAGUGCAGUGCAGUGCAGUGGCAUGUCAUGUGAUGCAAUAACUUUAGUCCGCCCCGUGGGCUAGUAUUUAAAAAGAAAUGUGAUAUCGAUAUAGGAACCCGGAGCGUAUUCGGAUACACGACUUAAUAUGUUCCUUCCUCCUGUAAUAAAAUUAUUGUUUUUUUUUAAUAAUCAUCACUUUUGAAUCUGUAUAAAAUUUUGUAUGUCAUUUUUAUUUGUACAAUUAAUUGAUGUUUUGGAAAGUAAAUGUUGGUGUAUUUAUUAUCUGAGGUGUACAUUAGUGUCAAAUGUUGCUAGUCAUGCCAUCUGAAGAUGUUAUUCGGUAUUGCUCUGGGUGAUUUUUUUAACUUGUAGUGACUGCAACUAGUUUGUGUAAUACUUAGCUAACUUAUACAUACCACACUAUGAGUUAAACUAAAAUGUUAAAUCUGUCUUCAGGCAUUGGAGCUGUGUAAUUUAUGAGGAAUAUGUAAAAAAUUUAGUUUAAGUGCAAGAUUUUAAAUCGAUCUCAUAUUUGAUAACACUGUAGUAUGUUAUUUAUCCCAAAGACCCUUAAUGCCCGCUACAUAUGUACAGUUCUGACAGUUUUAACGGAAUAACCGAACUAUUCAGUACAAACUGUUGCAUAUAUAGGUAAAAUAUUAACUGUGCAGUUCAACUGACAGUUUAUAUUUUGUCUACACAUGUAGUUUUAACUGAAUAGCCGAACUUUAUUUGACUGUUCAGUUAAAACUUAACGGUUUGGCUGUUCAGUGAAAACUGAACUGAAUUUAUGUGACGGGCUUCACAUUGGUAUGUGUAAGUUAAGCUGAAGACAAAGUAUAAGGAACUCUCUCACUUAAGCUUUUGUUAAAUUUAUUGCAUUUAAGUUGAACAAAAUGAAGGGAAGCUCGUAAAUCACUGCCAAGUUUUAGUAUAUCUGGUGCAGGAUUUGAUGCGGACGGACUGUUGUCAUUUUAUAUAUGUCACAUUUAACCCUUUGAUUGCCAAAUGAUAAAUUAAACUCCAUUUAAGUAUUUUUAGUGGAAAAAUCGACCCCCAACGUUUAGCUCUCUUUUUUUUAUAAAUCAAAAUAAAAAUCAUAAAAUCGGAAUUUUGUAUUUUAAAUACUGCUAUAAUAAAUCUGGCAAUAUUAUGUCUUGGUCACAAAUGUAUGACUGAAUAAUCAUGUAAUUUAUUUUCCUAAGAAAUGUGAUUGUUUAGGGGAUAAUAUAAAAAUAAAAUUCUCAUUGAAUUAGUGCGUGUAUGGAGGUUAAUUAAGUGAAGAUGAAAGUAAGAUGUAUGGAAGAUGUAUGACCACCAGUUUGGUGUCAUACAAGUGAGCAGUAAUAAAAAAUAAGAGUAAUUGUAUGUAUGUUAAUGUAUGGAAUAAGAGGUGUACCAAGACCAUACAAAAUUCAUCAAACAGUGUUUUCUUAUGUCUAUUGAUAGUUAUUGGUGCUGUGGAAAUUUGUACUUUAACACUAUUGUUUUAAGGUUGAAAAUCAAACGGUUAAAUGAGAUAUAAGAGUGGGGGAGUUCAUUGUAUGGCGACUAACGUAAUGUACUGCCAGAGGAGGCCUCGUACAGUCGGCGAUUUUCCAUUAUGUGAGACAGAUUGUGUGAUUUUGUAAGUUUUACAAGGCGUUAAACCAUAUGACAUAAUGUACAAACAGUCGAAUUUAUAUGUAUGUAUAAAGGACAGGGCUUAUCACGAUCGACAACUUUGUAUUCCAUCAUAUCUCUUACAAAUUUUGUCGAUGUUACGAAAACGAAGUCGCAACUGUUUCAUUCGUGAUAGACCCUCAAUUAUUGGCUCUAUUGCAAUGUCAUAACACAAUUUCUCUUAAUAUUCUCUUUGAGUAAAUAGAUUUAUACAUAUGUCACAUUGUAUAAAACUAUGUCCAUAUGUGUCAAAUUGUAUACAAAUAUGUCCAUAUGUGUCACAAUGUAUACAAAUUUGGCCAUAAGUGUCACAAUGUAUACAAAUUUGGCCAUAAGUGUCAUGUUGUAUCCAAAGUGGUAAAAAUUUAAUUUUGGUUGUUGCAUGUAUGGGUCAAUUAGCAUCACAAUAGAAAUUCAUCUAGCGGUUUAUGUAGGCGGUAUUUUCCUAUUUAUUGACAUUUAAAUGCCUUUGUAGUUAUGGGCGAUAGUAACAGCAACUGGCUUGCGUUAUGUAAAAGUGUUUGAAAGUUUUGACCACUUUGGUUAUUACAUGUAAUACUGGAUACAUACAUAUAAAUGGUUUUCAGUUGACUGUUUGUAUAAACAGUUUUAGUACAUUUUCAGUUAAAGUGCAGUUGUAGGCGUCCAGUUAGUCACUAGUGUAUACUUGGCAGCAUUACCAUUGGUUAAAAUCAAAUUGUUUAUUUCAUAUCAAGACAUACUGUGAUGGGACUAUAACUGUGUGAUGUUAGUGAUGGACAUAUUUUAUACAUAAAAUCGGAAAGUGAUAAAAAUGUUUAAAAAUAUAUCUAAAGAAUCAACAUUG
This is a messenger RNA of Papilio polytes (common Mormon), 5274 nucleotides long. RefSeq names its product CCR4-NOT transcription complex subunit 3 (gene Not3). The coding region runs from base 340 to 2484 and encodes 714 amino acids. The record is from RefSeq and is a predicted model, not a curated record. Gene Ontology annotation, biological process: regulation of DNA-templated transcription; nuclear-transcribed mRNA poly(A) tail shortening. The transcript is spliced from 15 exons. Gene Ontology annotation, cellular component: nucleus; P-body; CCR4-NOT core complex. NCBI's taxonomy places the organism in Eukaryota, Metazoa, Arthropoda, Insecta, Lepidoptera, Papilionidae.